AUGUCUGUGUCGCAUGUUGCACCAUCAUAUGAUGCCUACUGGCAAGCCAAGCGGCGAAAGGUGCGCAAAGGCACCCACAGUUGCUGGGAAUGUAAGCGACGGAAGAUGAAAUGUAUAUUUGAUCCGCGCAUUGCCAGUGCGUCCUGCAUCGGCUGUCGACGACGUGGCUCCCCAUGUAUCAGCCAGGAGUUCCCCGAGGACCUCGCAGAGGUCCCCAUGCGCGUUGAAACCAGCAUCAGCGAUGGCACACCGUCUGACGACCGAGCACGCGCUCCCCUGCCCAGCGAGAGAACAGACCCUAGUGUUCUCACGCCUUUGAAAGAUACCCCACAUAAAUAUGACAAACUUUCUCGGUUCUUGCAUGAAUUACUCCCGUCGCGAGCAGACAUCGAGAGUAUCUGUAAAGCCAGUCGCCACUCUGCCGUCCUUUCUCACCAAUUAUUGACUACGCCAUACACGACUCUCUACAAGAACGGCCUCCAAAUGCCCGAGACUUUAUUAACAAUCCCAGAACCAAACGUGCAUCCGGUUUUAAUAGCGAGAUAUAUGCUCCAACUCGCCCUUUUCCUACAGCAUCUUCCCCCGGACCUUCAUCGGGAGAUUAAAGAUCUAUCAGAGCCACCCCGAGCUAUUAUGCAACGAAUAGCAGGGAUUGCUAUUUAUCACGUUACGACUAACGAGGAUCUGGUCGGCAGUAUAGAGAGUCUCGACUGUAUCAUGCUCGAAAGUUUAUACCAGGUCAAUAUUGGGAACCUUCGACGAAGCUGGGUCGCGAAUCGGAGAGCUAUGUGUAUUGCCCAGUUGAUGGGCUUUGGUCGGUCAGAUAACCCGAAACCAUAUAAAACGCUCGACCGCAACACAAAAUGCGACCCACAGCUUAUGUGGCUCCGUAUCCUUAUUCUCGACCGCCAUCUCUGCCUUCUCUUAGGUAUGCCCCAAGGCUGGACUGACCAAAGCAUGGCGUCCGAGACCUCCCUCGCCCGUGACUGCCCCAUGGGUCGUCUUGAGCAGCUACACUGUGGCAUUAUGUCCCGAAUCCUCGAACGGAACACAUCCAAGCCGAGCUCCCAGGACCUCGCCGCCACCCGCGCCAUCGAUCUAGAGCUGCAGAAAGCCGCCGGCAGCCUCCCGAGCAAGUGGUGGCUGAUCCCCAAAUUCGACAGUGCUGCCACCGACCUGCAAGCCGCGUUUUGGGACACGCGCCGCUUGACCAUGCAGAUUUGUCAUUACAACCUACUCAACCAGGUGCAUCUGCCGUAUAUGCUACGCCCGUUGUCGUCUGCGGAGAGCAAGUAUGAGUAUUCGCGAAUCACGUGUGUCAAUGCGUCGCGGGAGGUGCUCUCACGCUAUAUCGCGCUGCGGAGCUUCAACCGCAUCGCCUACAGCUGUCGCACUGUCGAUUUCAUCGCCCUCAUGGCGGCCAUGACACUCCUUCUCGCCCAUAUGGACAGCCAUCGCGAUGGGCCGAACAAUCUACUCGCUAACCAGUAUCUAAGCGACCGCGGGAUGAUCGAGCAAGUGCAGGAGCAUAUGAGUGAGAUUAACCGGCUGAAUUCGGAUGAGCUAAGCGCGCAAAGUGCAGAUUUAUUGAAGGCUUUGCUUGCUGUUAACAUGGAGAAUGGGACUGGACGGGUGAGUGUGAGGAAGGCAGGGAGCGAGGAGAUGAUGCCGCCGGAAGAGACGAACCAGGAGGAGGACGACGCCCGCGAUAAAGAAGAUGGCGAGGACGUGGCACGGGUGCAUAUUCCGUAUUUUGGAAUCAUUCGGAUUGCACGCGAGGUUCCGACCAAACUGCAAGCUGCACCCGCACUUCCCGCGGUCACCACCACCAGCAACUCCGAACCACAACUUCACCUCUCCUCCAUGACAAUGCCACCUGCCAGCCUCAGCACUCUGACCCGCUCCGCUAACAACACUCCCAACCCAUUCUCCUUCUCCGUCGCCGACACCACCGCUUCCCAUGAGUUCACCGCGCCGUUUGCGCACCCGCGCCAUCAACCACGUCCAAACCCUUUCUCCGACCCGGGUCCUUCUCUGGAACCGUCCUGGCUGAUGCAGAGCGGGUAUCCGGAACUCGCCGCAGGCGGCGAGGACUGGGCGUUUCAGGGGGUGGAUAUGGCUUUCUUCGAGAGUAUCAUGAGGAACGUUGGCGGCGGUGUUUGA
Molecule: messenger RNA, 2163 nt
Organism: Aspergillus terreus NIH2624
Lineage: Eukaryota; Fungi; Ascomycota; Eurotiomycetes; Eurotiales; Aspergillaceae
Exons: 2
Coding region: 1-2163 (720 amino acids)
Biological process (GO): regulation of DNA-templated transcription
Molecular function (GO): DNA-binding transcription factor activity, RNA polymerase II-specific; zinc ion binding
Source: RefSeq, a predicted model, not a curated record